GAAAAAAUUGAUGAUAAGAAGACACUUCGCCGUAUUAGUCGCUUUGUCAACAUCCAUUAUCGUCGUGAAGAUAAUAAAGAAAUGUGCGAAAAAGCUCUUCGUAUUCUCCUAACACAGGAAGAACGAAACGAACUUUUGGCAGACCAUGCUCCAGAAGAGCUCUUGAAAGACUAUGAGAAAAAAAAACAGUUUCAUGAUGCUGGUGAAUUUUUAGCCUCUCGCGGAAAUUUUGAAGAAGCUGCCCUUAUGUUUAGUCGCUCUGCUAAUAAUAAGGAUAUUAUUGAGUCAUUAAGGUGUAUUUUAUAUCCAUGCAGAAUGAAAAUACUUGAAAAUAUGAAAUGGUUGAACUUGGAUACUUCAGAGGAACUACGCAAAUCACUUCAUAAAGCAAAUGACAUAGUAAAAUCAAAAUCGAAGCCAUUAAAAGGAUCUAAAGAAUUUGAGAUCCUUGACGAAGAGAUCAAACUAUAUUCAGCAUAUUUAGAUAAUGAUCUAAAUAGAAUCUCUAAAUGUGUACAGUUUUAUCAAAAAAAUAAAGCUACCGUUUCCGAGUUUCGUGCGAUAAACUUAUGGCUACAAACACCAAAAUCAAAAAUUCAAAUCGAGUACUGGAAUGAGAGAUUGCAAUAUCUUUUAAGGAUAUGCGAUUUAGCAUUUCCCUUUAUAGCCUCACGCAAAGACAAUACCAACAUUGAGAAAGUUCGUAAGGGUUUGGAGAACUUUUUCCUUAUAAGUGAGGUUAGAGACCGCAAGUCGAAGCGAAAAAUUCCAUCUGAUAGCCCCCUCCUUGAUCUUAUCAAUGAAGCUCAUCAAAGAAAUAACGUAGGAAAUUCAGCAGAAGCAAUAAACGAUCAGGAUCAGCAUGUAUAUGACAUGAACGAU
Messenger RNA from Racocetra persica, 882 nucleotides. The record is from the annotation of a GenBank genome assembly. NCBI's taxonomy places the organism in Eukaryota, Fungi, Glomeromycota, Glomeromycetes, Diversisporales, Gigasporaceae.